UUAAAAAAAAAAAAAAAACAAACAAAAACAAGGGGAUCAUUAAAAUCUUUGAAUUUAAGAUAAUUUAAGAUGGAGCACAAAAAAAAUACGAGGUGCACACAAAUGCAGAUCCAAUUGCUACAGAAAUAUAUGGCAAAUAACAAAACCAUAGCGAUAAACACCACAAAAUCAUUCAUAGGCCAAGUGGAGGCUAAUAAAAGAGCCAGGGAAUGGUGUGCUCUUAGGGCUCUUCUACGUAAACAUGGGCCUGACAAAUCGGUGGAAAAAUGGAAACAGACAUGGAGGGACCUAAAAAGAAAACAUAAAAAGCAAAAAAGAAAUAUUGUUAGUAACAAUAAGGAUCAUGUGGAGAAGAAAAUAUGUGAUAUUAUUAAUAAUGAUUUGGAUAAAAUACUUGAGUCUUCUACAGUGAAUGCAGACCCUCUUGAGUCUAUUGGGGAGGGUGGUGCUUCAAUAAAAGAAGAGCCUUCAAUGUCACCUGUCGAAAUAGAACUACCUACGAUUGACGUAAACCUAGACAACCCCUGUCCUUCUCCGAUGCAAGUAAUUCUGACCAAUCCAGAAUCUUUCGCCCCCACCUCUUCUACUUCUACACAAACUAAUCUUCCUUCUGUACAUAAAAUUUCAAACCCUCCUUCUAGUUGUGCACAUGAAAAUUUCUCUUCAAUACCUGCAUCUCAUAACUCCUCCCAAUGCUGCCACCAGAACAUAUCACCAGAUGCAAUUUCAAGAACCAAUAGUUUACAAAUCCAACAAAAUGCAUUGCUUCAAAGGCUAUGCGAUUUAUUGGACCAACAAAACUCAAAUCUGAGGCUGAGGAAUACAAUAGAAAGAAACAAAUUGAGGUAUCAAUCUCAAAAUAUUAUAUUCUUUGUUCAAGUAUACUUUAAGAAAUUCUUUGGAAUCAUGAAAGUCAAACUUGCACUGCCAGGUAUUUACUAUAAAAAAAUUAAUCUUAUGAAAAUAAGCAGAACAAUGAUUAAGUAUAAAGAAGUCUUAAAAGUUUGAAAAUUACACAAAUAUACUUAACAUUGCAGUGCUCUUCUAAUGGGGCGCUUACAUGAGCAAUUUUUUUGUUAUUUGACGAUAGAAAAAUUGGCCCUAAAUUAUUGUCUGGAAUUGCGGAAUUUCAAUGGCCCGUGUAAGCAUUCUUAAGUUAAAAUCUCUUUCAAACAGCAGUAUCAGUUUCACGUUAAAAGACUCGGAUGUCGCCUAUUGCGCAGUUAGCAAACUUUUUACCGGAAAUGUAUACUGGUUCUGCUGGAUCCAAAUGAUAUUACUGUUUCUGUAAAAACGGAAUCAUCUUAUUCUUAUUUAUUUUUUUUGUUUCAGAUUCGAACAUAGAAGAUUUUAAUUAAAUAGUUACCGACUAAUUUAAAUAUGAAUAAAUGAAUUUGAAUUGAAUGGUGUAAAAUUAUGCUUGAUAUUAUUACAAUAAUUAGUAGAGAUAAGGAAAUCGUAAUUAUAAGAUUUAUUCAAAUAAGUAAUAUUUAGUUAGUAAUUAUAGUAUUUAUUGUACAGUGAAAAUAGUUUUUUAAUAAUAAACUACUCUCAUCUCAUUCCUAUUCUUGGUUUUAAUUUAUAGUUUUACUGCUAAAUGAAAUCAAUUCCGGCAAUAGGGAUGAUGCCUAAUAGUCAAAUCAGCAACUUUUUACUAAACGUCAAAAUGCUCGCCUAGUAAGGGAGCUUUUGUAUGAAAUACACAGAUGUGACGUCAUACACAUUUAACGUAAUUUGACUUACUUUUUUAGUUAAAUCGAUAAUUUAAAAUGUUUUGCAUACAUAAAACUUGCAUCAAAUGUAGAUUUUACGAAUUUUUGGAAGAAUAAUAUUUAAUAAUUACUAAGAAAUAAUUUAUUUUUGAACUAGGCAUCAUCCCCAUUGCCACACCGAAAUAUAUUAAACAAGUGUUUAACUUAGUUUUUUCAGUUACUUAAAUUAUUAAUUACUUAUUCAAUUAUUAUACAAUUAUUUAUU
Maniola jurtina (meadow brown) is the source of this 1977-nucleotide messenger RNA. RefSeq lists its product as uncharacterized. The coding region runs from base 70 to 1008 and encodes 312 amino acids. The record is from RefSeq and is a predicted model, not a curated record. The transcript has 5 exons. Lineage: Eukaryota; Metazoa; Arthropoda; Insecta; Lepidoptera; Nymphalidae.